CCUAUUCACAAAGAAUCCUAAAAUGGCUGCGAGACGAAAUGCUUUGGAGACAAUGGAAGACCGUGAGUUAAUCAAGAGAUAUAGGCUAAAUCGUGAGGGUAUUCAACUUGUUGUGGACUUAGUGCGGGAUGCAAUAACAUCCCCGACUAACAGGAAUAAUCCCAUUAGUCCCGAAAUAAAAUGUUUAGUAACACUACGUUAUUUAGCAACAGGGAAAAUGCAACUUUGCAAUGCCGACGAUUUAGCAAUAUCACAACCAUCAGUCAGCCGUGCCAUAAACCAAACUAUCAACGCGCUAGCUAGACCACAUAUCAUCCAACAGUUUAUCCGGUUUCCUUUGGACAUUCAACAAUUACACAGGAUCAAAGCCAACUUCAUGGCGAUUGCAGGUAUGCCCGGUGUGGUCGGUGCUAUUGACGGGACGCACAUAAAAAUAAUUGCUCCAUCAAAAGAUGAGGACGUGUUCGUCAAUAGGAAGAAAGUGCAUUCCAUCAACACGCAGGUUGUUUUUGAUGCAAAUUUCAACAUACUGGAUGUUGUUGCAAAGUGGCCUGGAGCUACCCAUGAUUCGCGCAUUUUAAUGGAGAGCGGUCUGAGGCAGCUUUUUGAGAGGCACCAUGUACCAGUUGGGUGUCACUUGCUGGGUGACAGUGGCUAUCCCUGCAAGACGUGGCUUUUGACACCCUACCUCAAUCCACAACCGGGAGCACAGCUAAAGUAUAACAUAGCACACAAACAUACACGAAAUGUUGUGGAGAGAGGAAUUGGGCAGAUGAAACGUCGGUUUCAUGUACUCCACGGCGAAAUACGCCUCACCCCAGAGAGGGCAAGCACAGUCAUCACUGUAUGUGCCAUUCUACACAACCUCUGCAAGCGGAGGAACAUUCCACAGCCAGACGAUGAUGACGAUGAAGAGGACGAUGACCCCGAUGAUGAUGAUGAUGGCGCUCGACAACAUGACAAUGAAUUUGGCCGUGUGGAACCGAGUGGACUGGCAUUUAGGGAUCACUUUGUGAAUACACAUUUUAGUGAACUGGUACCAGCAGCAGGAGGGAGAGGAGAGCCAGUGGGUGCACCAAGAGGGAGAGUUGGAAGAGAAAGGGGUGGAAGAGGAAGAGCUGUGAGAGGAGGUGCAGCUGGGAGAGGAAGAGCUGUGAGAGGAGGUGCUGCUGGAAGAGGAAGAGCUGGCAGAGGAAGGGCUAGGAGGGGGAGAAGAGGAAGAGCUGUGUGAUGUGAUGCUGCAGCUGGACUUUCAUCUUCAUUUCUCCUGUGGGGAAUAUAUAUAUAUUUAAUUUGUAACACAUUUUUGGGAAGUGGGUUGACCAGUUGCACGUUGUAAUUCUUCUGUAAAUAUUAAACAGAAAGGUUUUUCAUGAA
Messenger RNA from Pleuronectes platessa (European plaice), 1377 nucleotides. RefSeq names its product putative nuclease HARBI1. NCBI's taxonomy places the organism in Eukaryota, Metazoa, Chordata, Actinopteri, Pleuronectiformes, Pleuronectidae. The record is from RefSeq and is a predicted model, not a curated record. The coding region runs from base 23 to 1231 and encodes 402 amino acids. The transcript is spliced from 3 exons.